AUGGCCGGUAACAUUCUCAACGAUCAAGCCAUGCCGUCCAGCACGAAUGCUGCUGUGACCGCUUCUGCGCGCCGUGCAAUGAUCAUGCGCCAACGCGAGCACCUGCAGAUCACCCACCCCGGCUGUGUCGACCACCAAAAUCCAAAAGACAAUGAAGCUGGCAACCGCGAGGCCGACCACGAUAACAAGCAAGCCGUCAACAGUGACGAGAGGCUCGACACCAAGUCCCUCUGGGAUCCAGCGUACAGACAAUACAAGAUCAAACAGCAGGAGAAGAAUCACGAGGAACUCCUGCGCAUCAUGAACGCGCGCACACGUGUCCAACAUGCUGGUCUGGUCAAAGACUUCCCAGACGGCGCCGCCGAAAAGAAAGCAAGCACACGUCUUUCGAGGAUGAAGGAGCAGUUGCGCGAAGGGUGUGCCUGCGUGUAA
Zymoseptoria tritici IPO323 is the source of this 432-nucleotide messenger RNA. RefSeq lists its product as uncharacterized. The transcript is spliced from 3 exons. The record is from RefSeq and is a predicted model, not a curated record. Bases 1 to 432 code for a protein of 143 amino acids. NCBI's taxonomy places the organism in Eukaryota, Fungi, Ascomycota, Dothideomycetes, Mycosphaerellales, Mycosphaerellaceae.